Phycomyces blakesleeanus NRRL 1555(-) is the source of this 1767-nucleotide messenger RNA. Its product is annotated as glycoside hydrolase family 47 protein. Lineage: Eukaryota; Fungi; Mucoromycota; Mucoromycetes; Mucorales; Phycomycetaceae. Gene Ontology annotation, cellular component: Golgi membrane; endoplasmic reticulum. Gene Ontology annotation, biological process: carbohydrate metabolic process; N-glycan processing. The transcript has 11 exons. Bases 1 to 1767 code for a protein of 588 amino acids. The record is from RefSeq and is a predicted model, not a curated record. Gene Ontology annotation, molecular function: calcium ion binding; mannosyl-oligosaccharide 1,2-alpha-mannosidase activity.
AUGAUUGUCAUUACUUGCACCAUCCUAGUACUUCAGCUGAGCCAAAAUAUACUUAUAAAUUCAUUCAACAAACCCGAGAGACUUAAAGAAACAGACGAUAUUAUCGCCCUCAUACCAAACCAAACGACUUUUCAGCGACUCAAAAAACCUCUUCUUGGAGACCCAGACUUUACUUCAUCUCUCCCACAAUUACAAUAUACAUUCAAGCCUGAGAAUUCAACCGAGAAAUCCAAACGUGAAAGUCGGAAACAGAGUGUAAAGAAAGCCUUUCUACACGCCUGGAAUGGUUACAAUAACCAUGCCUUGGGAUUUGACGAGAUUGCUCCUUUGUCUAAUAGAACAAAAAACACAUUUGGUGGUUGGGGCGCAACACUAGUGGAUAGUCUGAGCACUCUGCUCGUGAUGGAGCUCAACAAUGAAUUCACUGCUGCCUUGCCCGAGGUUGCAAAGAUAAAGAUGGUUGUGGACCAAAAUGUAAGCGUAUUUGAAACCACGAUUAGAUAUAUCGGUGGACUCUUGAGUGCCUACGAGCUUUCUGGAGAAAAGGCAUUGCUUGUUAAAGCAGAUCAGUUCGGGGAGAUGAUUCUUCCAGCAUUUGAUACACCGUUUGGUUUACCUUAUCACACCUGGAACAGUGCAAAACAAAAGGGCACAAAUAAUCACACACUCGUUGCAGAUGUUGGUACGGUACAAUUGGAACUUAUCACUCUGUCAUUCCAUACUCGAAAGCCUAUCUACGCAGAAAAGGCCCAAAAGAUCACAGAAUUCUUGGACAGCGUUGGCUAUGCUCACGGGCUAUUUAUUCCCGGGUUAUAUCCGAGUGGCAUCAAUCUCUACAAAGGAAGAUUUACGGAUGCUGUUUGUACUUUUGGUGCCAUGGGCGAUAGUGUAUUUGAGUACUUUUUGAAAGAGCAUGUGCUAUUGGAUGGAUCAGUGCGCCAAUAUAGCCGAAUGUAUAUAGAGGCCAUUGAUAAUAUGAAGAUCCACAUGCUGCAACAGCUUCCGGGCACUAGCCUUCUCUUCCUCCCUCCAUUUGACACUCGUAAGAAAACGUUCAAGAAAUCCAUGGAUCAUUUGACAUGUUUUGCACCUGGUAUGCUGGCCAUGGGUGCCACUUUACUUGACAGACCAGAAGAUAUGAUUAUUGCAAAAGGUCUUUUAGAGACAUGCGUUUAUAUGUAUCGCACAUCUUCUACUGGCCUGUGCCCCGAGACAUGGCUCUUUCCGGCAACUGAACCAUACAAUCCGCUGACAUACUCUCUCUCAGAUGAGGAGAUGGCUGGGUCACACGAGUGGUGGUACAAUACGCAGCUUCCUCCCCCACCUCUAAAAGAAAAAUUCCCUGCAAAGCAAACGGAUAUAUUUCCAGACAUUUUCAAAUUUAAUUCUUCUAGUAAAAAUACUAUAGAGGGUUUGAUGGCAACAGAUCGACGUUAUUUGCUUCGACCAGAAACCGUCGAAAGUCUUUAUAUUCUUUACCGAAUGACGGGAGAUACCAAAUAUCAGGAAUAUGGAUGGGAGAUUUUUGAGGCUAUUGAGAAAUGGUGCAAGACACCAAGUGCAUAUGCCUCUAUUAGAAAUGUAAACAUUUUAGAGAUUUACGAACAAAACAUUCAAGAUAAUCAAUUAGAUUCCAUGGAGAGUUUCUUAUUGGCAGAAACCUUCAAAUACCUAUAUCUCCUCUUUAGUCCCACGGAUCAUAUUUCCCUUGACAAAUUUGUCUUUAAUACAGAAGCGCAUCCCUUUAUGCGUAGAUCUUGGGCUUAG